AUAGCUUCGGUUAGACUCCUGGAGUUCUCGCUUCAACAGUGCUUGAACGGAACUUCAUUGUCGCUCUGUUGCGUGUUUUCCUCGACAUUUCUAAAGUCUGUUAAAUAGAUUUAUUUAUUUUUGUACGUUUUGAUUAAAAAAAGAGACAAAACCAGCAGAAAUGUCUGAGUCUCAGAUUCGUCAGAACUACCACCGCGACUGUGAGGCCGCCAUCAACAAGAUGUUAAACAUGGAGCUGUACGCCUCCUACACCUACACUUCCAUGGCUUUCUACUUCUCCCGGGAUGAUGUGGCCCUCAACGGCUUUGCUCACUUCUUCAAGGAGAACAGCCAUGAGGAGCGCGAACAUGCCGAGAAGUUUAUGUCCUUCCAGAACAAGCGUGGCGGACGCAUCUUCCUCCAGGAUAUCAAGAAACCUGAGCGUGAUGAGUGGGGAACUGGACUGGAGGCCAUGCAGUGUGCUCUGCAGCUGGAGAAAAAUGUGAACCAGGCUCUGCUGGACCUGCACAAGCUUGCCUCUGAGAAGGUCGAUCCUCAUCUGUGUGACUUCCUGGAGACUCACUACCUGAACGAGCAGGUGGAGUCCAUCAAGAAGCUGGGUGACCACAUCACCAACCUCAGCAAGAUGGAUGCUGGCAACAACAGGAUGGCCGAGUACCUGUUCGACAAGCACACCCUGGGCGACAAGAGCUAAAUCUGCCUCGUGUUUAUCAUCAACUCCAGGAAUCUGCUCUUAAUGUUAGCGCUCUUGCAGAUUUAAUGCUGUCGUAUGGAACUUUAUAUAUUUCACUGUUCCAUGUAGCCUACAUGAAUGUAUUCGCUAUAAUUUAGCCCUGACUGAAUCUGAUGAAUAAACCUUUCUUGCUGCA
This is a messenger RNA of Trichomycterus rosablanca, 869 nucleotides long. RefSeq names its product ferritin, middle subunit. NCBI's taxonomy places the organism in Eukaryota, Metazoa, Chordata, Actinopteri, Siluriformes, Trichomycteridae. The record is from RefSeq and is a predicted model, not a curated record. Gene Ontology annotation, biological process: iron ion transport; intracellular iron ion homeostasis. The transcript is spliced from 4 exons. Gene Ontology annotation, cellular component: cytoplasm. Bases 161 to 694 code for a protein of 177 amino acids. Gene Ontology annotation, molecular function: ferrous iron binding; ferric iron binding.